Molecule: messenger RNA, 525 nt
Organism: Ruditapes philippinarum (Manila clam)
Lineage: Eukaryota; Metazoa; Mollusca; Bivalvia; Venerida; Veneridae
Exons: 3
Coding region: 1-525 (174 amino acids)
Source: RefSeq, a predicted model, not a curated record
AUGUGGAAAAAGGGACAAAAUAUUUUAAAUGAGUUUUGGAGAAUUUGGAGAGAUGAGUAUUUGAUUAGUCUUCGUGAACGGAUGCAGUCAGAACCGAAGUCAAAGAAAAUACAAUCCCAUUAUAGUGCUCAAAAUGGAGAUGUAGUUCUUAUUAAAGACAAUUUGCCACGCGGUGUUUGGAAAAUGGGACGUAUCUGUGAUGCAAAUGAUGAUGACUGUGAAUCAAAUAGUGAUUCAAGUAAUAUUGACAGAGAUUCAAAAAGUGAUUCAAGAAGUGAUGAAUUAAAUAAUUGUGAUGGUCAUAAAAUUAAAGAGGAUUGGAAAGCUGUAAAAGAAAAGAGUAUUCCUAGCGACGAGGAAGUUACUGGUGAAACCUGUUAUAAUAUGAAAAGAAAUGAAAAAAGAAAAGAUGAGAAAAAUUAUGAAGAUGACAAAAAACAAUGCACAAAAACAGAUACAUUUGAAUAUGAGGAAGAAAUGGAUGAGGUAGAAAGUGAGACAGAAGUGCAAAUUGGAAGAAGAUGA